This is a messenger RNA of Funneliformis geosporum, 2385 nucleotides long. The record is from the annotation of a GenBank genome assembly. Lineage: Eukaryota; Fungi; Glomeromycota; Glomeromycetes; Glomerales; Glomeraceae.
AUGUCGUGGAAUCCUCCAGGUGCACCUUCGCAAUAUAAUCAGCCAAGACCAAACAUUUAUGGAAUUUCUCAGCCACCACAAAGGCCUGGUUAUCAAGCUACUCCGUAUGCUUCACGGCCGGCUCAAAACCAGCCUUUCGUACCUGGACAAACCCCUCCCCCUUUUGCACCUCCAUCCAUGUCAAUGUGGACAGAACAUACUUCACCUGACGGACGUAAAUAUUAUUUCAAUACAAUUUCUAAGCAAAGCAGUUGGGACAAACCUGAGGAAUUGAAAACUGCUGAAGAACGAGCAUUAGGGUCCUGUUCUUGGAAAGAAUUUACAGCGGAAGGCGGUCGUAAAUAUUACUAUAAUUCUAUUACAAAAGAGUCUAAAUGGGAAAUUCCAGCCGAAUAUAAAGAUUUUCUCGAUAAAUUGGAAAUAGAAAAGAAUCAAUCUUUGCACAUCGAAACUUCGAAUCAAUCAAAUGGAUCAAUUGUUUCACCAAAUCAACAAGAUAUGGAACGUGCAAGACAACUAAGUGUUCCUUCUGUUAGUCCUGUUAAUGUUACUCCUGUAAAUGUACCUAUAAAAUCUAUGGGGGUAGCUGCUCCUGUAGUCGGAUCAAAUAUACCCAUGUCAAUUCAGCAACCUGAACCUCAAAAGGUUGAGUUUGACACAAAAGAGGAAGCCGAAGCAGCUUUUCGAGAAUUGCUUAAAGAAUCUGGUGUUAAAGCAGAUUGGACUUGGGAACAAACUAUGCGAGCAAUAAUAGCGAAUCCUAUGUACCGGGCACUUAAAACAUUAGCAGAACGGAAACAAGCUUUUCAUGAUUAUUCAGAUGAUCUUCGUAAGAAAGAAGAAGAAGAAAAAAGAGCGAAAGCAAUUAAGAUUCGUCAAGAUUUUGUUUCUCUACUUGAAUCGCAUCCGGAAAUCAACUCUUCAACUCGUUAUCGAAAAGUUUGUGAUAUUUUGAGUGAAGAGCCGGCUCUUAAAGCUAUAGAGGAUGAGAGAUUGCGCGAAGAAAUUUUUAGUGAGUACGUGUAUGACCUUCGUAAACAAGAAAAGGAAAUACAAAGAGCUAUCCGUAAAGAGAAUAUGGAGAAAUUCAAUCAACUCUUAAGAUCGCUUCCAAAUAUUACGGAAGCCACACGGUGGGCGGAUGCUCAACAGAUAUAUAUGAAUACUCCAGAAUACCAACAGGAUAAAACUCUUCGAGAAAUGGACAUGUUAGAUUUUUUAGCCGUGUAUGAGGAGCACAUCAAAUCGUUAGAACGUGAAACCGCUGAAAAGAAAAAACGAGACCUUGAAGAGCAAACUAGGCAACAACGAAGAAAUAGGGAUGCGUAUAGGGCUUUGAUGGAUGAAUUACGGGAGAAACAUGUGAUAUCCGCUAAAUCAAAAUGGAAAGAAACAUAUCCAUUAAUUCACACAGAUGGGCGGUAUCAGAAUAUGCUUGGACAGCCCGGGUCAAAUCCUCUUGAAUUGUUUUGGGACGUAGUCGAGGAACUUGACGAGCUUUUAUAUCAACAACGUAAAAUUGUUGUCGAAAUUAUGAAGGCAAAGGAAAUCACUAUAAACACCGGAAUGACUUUCGAACUAUUUCAAGCCGCAUGUUGUUCUGAUGAACGUGUUUCCUCAGUUGACGAAAAUAAUCUAAAGAUAAUUUUUGAACAGCUGCAACGAAAACAAGAAAGAAGGCAACGUAGAAAGUUAGAUGCGUUUAAAGCAAUUCUCAGGCAUUUUGAGGCAAUGAUUUCUCCGGACACUACUUGGGAGCAGGUACGACCAAUUCUCGAGAAAACUGAAGAAUUUCAAGCAAUAGAAUCCGAGGAACAACGUUUGGAAGUCUUUAAUAAAUUUAUUGACAGAGUUAGAGAAAAAAUUCUCAAAAAGGGGGAUGAUAGUGAAGAAGAGGAAGGAACACUUAGAGAUGAUGAUAUCGAAGAAGAUCGACACGUAACUAGCGAUCGUAAAAAAAAGCACAAGAGUAGUCAUCGAUCCUCUCAUCACCGAAGAUCUCAUCAUUAUUCUGAUUAUUCAGCUGAAAGUGGAGAUUGUUCGGAUAAAGAAAAGGAAAGUGGUGAUAAACGUAAACGUCGAAAGAAGACUAAGACAGAAGCAAGAUAUGCAGAAUCUAGGUACCAAGAAUAUAAUAGAUAUAAUGAACAAAAGCAUAGUGAUUAUAUAUCUCGUUCUUCAAGGUCCCCUAGAGCUCAUGAUUAUAAAAAUCAUUCACCUAAGCAAGAAACCUUUUAUAAAAAUAUGUCACCUAAACCAGAAGUGCUAUUAAAAUCUCAAUCACCCAAAAAUGAUGAAACCCAAAUAGAAGUCAUCAAACAUGAUGAUUCAAGCGCGGAAGAAGGCGACAAAUUCAUGAAGGAUGAAGCUUUGGCAUUGGAUUAA